UGUAAGAGAGUGUGAUUUGUAGACGGUCCCUUAGCUCAGCUACAGUAUGGCGCGUCUGACUGUGUGUGAACAUCAGAGCUCAACAUACAACAUCUGAUCUGAUCUCAGAUCUGCAUCAGAUAUCAAACACAAACACACACACACACACACACACACGGGUCAGGAUGGAGCACACGCCCGAGAAACACAGCAAAGAAGUGGAUAUUUAUCGGGACACAUGGGUGAGAUUUCUAGGCUAUGCUAACGAGGUGGGCGAGGCGUUUCGCGCAUUGGUGCCGGUCAGUGCGGUGUGGGCCAGUUACGCCGUGGCCACUGCAUACGUGUCUGCUGACGCGCUGGACAAAGGCAGGAAAGCAGCUGCGGCUCACGCUGAGGAUCAUGGAAAGGCGGGGCGGGUGGCCGUCGCUGUGGUCGACACGUUCGUCUGGCAGGCUUUGGCUUCAGUGGCCAUUCCUGGAUUCACAAUCAACCGCGUUUGUGCUACGUCGCUCUUCCUGCUGGGAAAAACCACACGCUGGCCACUUCCUGUGCGCAACAGCAUUGAUGAUUAUUACCAAAAUAAUUUUAUAUGUUUCGGUACAGUUACUCCAUUUCAACCUCAGCCCUGCUUCCUGAAAUCUAUCCAAUACUCUAGCAAGAGUUUGGAGAUGCUCUUCAUCAUUACGGCUGGUUACCAGGAUAUCAUCAAGGAAAACUGCCACAUGCGGAAGACCUUGCAGUACCCCCUCAAUGGUUCGUUGGAAGAUGGCGGGGCUAGAAGAGACUCCAAAAGGUGUUUUAUUUCAACUUCAACCUUUGCCUUCAUUGCAUAA
Messenger RNA from Sinocyclocheilus anshuiensis, 812 nucleotides. RefSeq names its product mitochondrial fission process protein 1-like. Gene Ontology annotation, biological process: mitochondrial fission. NCBI's taxonomy places the organism in Eukaryota, Metazoa, Chordata, Actinopteri, Cypriniformes, Cyprinidae. The transcript is spliced from 5 exons. The record is from RefSeq and is a predicted model, not a curated record. Gene Ontology annotation, cellular component: mitochondrion. The coding region runs from base 165 to 812 and encodes 215 amino acids.